This is a messenger RNA of Erigeron canadensis, 566 nucleotides long. Its product is annotated as mitochondrial import inner membrane translocase subunit Tim13. The record is from RefSeq and is a predicted model, not a curated record. Bases 95 to 358 code for a protein of 87 amino acids. Lineage: Eukaryota; Viridiplantae; Streptophyta; Magnoliopsida; Asterales; Asteraceae. The transcript is spliced from 2 exons.
AAAGAGGGCGAAUAGCCCACAAAAACUAGGGUUUAUAAUUAGAUCUGCUUUUGUCGCUGCUCAGAGAUUAAAACACACACAAACACACGUACUAAUGGAUUUCUCAUCGCCGCCGAGUUCAUCUCCGUCAUCAAAGGUCUCCCCUGAAGACUUAAUGGAUCAGAUUAAGGCUUCACUUGCCCAAGCCUACGCUGAAGAAUUCCUCGAGACAGUGAGGGGGAAGUGCUUCGACAAGUGCAUCACUAAACCAAGCAGCAGUUUGAGUGGGGGAGAGAGCAGUUGCAUCUCCAGGUGUGUGGAUCGCUAUAUAGAGGCUACUGGUAUCAUUAGCAAGUCGCUUUUCAAUGCGCACCGAUAGUUUUUCUUUACUAUUCAAUAGAGUGAAUUUUCAGGUCGCACAUGUUUGAGAUUAUUUAGACAAAUUGUGUAACUUGCAUUUUGCUUUCUUAGAAGGAAAGCAAGGAUCAUAAGGUGUUUUUUGAUAACUGACUUGAUUUGCUGAUGAAGUCAUUAAUGCAUGUUAAAACUUUUAGCCCCAUAUACUAAUGGAUGCCUAUUGUACUUUA